AUGAUUUUCCCUCGUCAUCAUUUGGAUGAAGGAUUGAAGGUUGAAUACCUAACAGUUAAAGAUCCACUUGAAUUGUGGACUGGUUUGAAGGAAAGUUAUGACUAUAUUAAGGUAACGGUAUUGCCCAGGGCUCGCUAUGAGUGGAUUCACUUACGAUUACAGGAUUUUAAAACCGUAUGUGAUUAUAACUCUGUUGUGUAUAGAAUUACUUCCCAAUUGAAAUUAUGUGGGUAUAAUAUAACUGAUAAGGAUAUGUUGGAAAAGACUCUUACGACUUUUCAUGCCUCCAAUUUAGUAUUACAACAGCAGUACCAUGAAAGGGGUUUUGAAAAGCAUGCUGAUUUGAUCUCAUGCCUUCUUGUGGCUGAGCAGCAUAAUACCCUUUUAUUGAAAAAUCAUGAAGCCCGUCCUACUAGAACUGCUCCAUUCCCGGAAGCGAAUAUGGUAGCAGUACAUGGCCUAGCUAAAAGAAGACAAAAUAAUUGGAGCCAUAAUAAUGAGAAUGGGCGUGGCAAGAGCAAGGGACGAUAUAAUAAUCGUCGUGAUGGUGGUCACCAUAAAAGGGAGAACAAUACGGGUUAUCAAGGCAAUCCUUCAAGGAGCAACUGUCAUCGUUGUGGUUUGAAAGGUCACUGGAAAAAUGAAUGCCAGGCGCCUGAACAUUUUGCCAGGCUUUAUCAAAAUUCCUUCAAAAGAAAGGCAAAUAGAGGUGGUGCCUCUUCUGCUAAUGUCCGGGUGGAGUCACACAUGACUUUAAAAAAUGACGAUGAGGCAGGGCCUUCAUGA
Lycium ferocissimum is the source of this 786-nucleotide messenger RNA. RefSeq lists its product as uncharacterized. Gene Ontology annotation, molecular function: zinc ion binding; nucleic acid binding. The record is from RefSeq and is a predicted model, not a curated record. NCBI's taxonomy places the organism in Eukaryota, Viridiplantae, Streptophyta, Magnoliopsida, Solanales, Solanaceae. The coding region runs from base 1 to 786 and encodes 261 amino acids. The transcript has a single exon.